This is a messenger RNA of Malassezia pachydermatis, 4839 nucleotides long. RefSeq names its product e3 ubiquitin ligase. Gene Ontology annotation, cellular component: RQC complex; cytosol. The record is from RefSeq and is a predicted model, not a curated record. Gene Ontology annotation, biological process: rescue of stalled cytosolic ribosome; ribosome-associated ubiquitin-dependent protein catabolic process. The coding region runs from base 1 to 4839 and encodes 1612 amino acids. Lineage: Eukaryota; Fungi; Basidiomycota; Malasseziomycetes; Malasseziales; Malasseziaceae. Gene Ontology annotation, molecular function: ubiquitin protein ligase activity; ribosomal large subunit binding. The transcript is spliced from 2 exons.
AUGGGCAAAGGAGCACGCGGUAAGUCCUCUGCCUCUUCGGCCACUCGCAAAAAGCAUGCUGCUGCUGCUGCUGCAAAGCGCGGAGAGCUACCUCCCAAUGGUACACCAGAAGGGAACCCGAAGGCCAAAGGGCCGCAAGGGAAAAAGCUCUCCAAGAAAGAGCGCAAGAUGCUUGCCAGGAAGAAGGCGUAUGUCCCACCACCAAAGCCGCCACAACCACCGCCCUAUCCCCUCGACUCGAUGGGAUUGGCAAGUUUGCUACCGGCUGAUUUGGUUAUUUUGCUUCGAAAGGGCCUGAAAAAAGACAUUAUUACACGUGUGCGCACGCUUGAAUCUCUCCUUGCGUGGAUUCAGGGUGAGGCAUCCAGCCAGGAAGAGACGACUGCUGCGUUGCCGCCCUCUCCUGAAGAAAGAAAUGAGGCCUUAGCGUUGAUGUUACCGUGCUGGGCGUAUCUGUUCCCCCGUCUAGCUCUGUCACCUUCGCAGCGACUGCGUCAAUUGACGUUGCAGGUGCAUGAAGCCUUGUUGACCUUCCCACCUCCAUCGGAGGACGCUACAAAUCUUCGUGAGGAGCUACUUUCCUAUACUUACAUGCACGAGAUCCUAGGGUACUGGGCUGUCCUUACGUACGACACGAGCCGCACUGUCGCACGACAAGGUAUGCAACUUUGGAAAUCGUGUACCACGUGGACAACGACCGAAGGUACUCCUACACCUACCAAACUCUUGCUCGCAGACUAUGUGGAUACGCUAUUGGAACAUGUACGGCCUAUCUUGCUAUCGGAUAUGCCGAUUGCAGCCCUUGCACAGAUGACGCCGUCGCUACAAGUGUCGCCGGCGUCCAAAGAUGGUGGCGAAUGGGAUGCAAAGAGCCGCGAUGAUACCAACGUGGAUGAGAAUAUGGACGAAAUGAACGGCCGGAUCGUCGCGGGUGCGCUAGGUCUAGUCACUAUGCUGGCACAAACGCCUGGUGGUGUGUCUGACGAGAGCCUUGCGUCGUUGGCAGAGUCGCAUUCCAUGUGGACCGCCUUCCUAUCGAAGGAGGCUCAAACGGAGGGUGAGGGACCUGCUCUGGGCAAUGGUACCCCUGUGGCUCGCCAACGCGCCUGGGCCUUGCUUGCUCUUUUGAACCAAUCCUAUCCAGCGAUGGUCGAUGAACAUUUGGAUGUCAUUGUCCCACUGGCUAUGCAGGGUGCCUGGGCUGAACGUGACCCGUCCGUGAUUUGUGAUAUGCAGGGUGCUCUGCUACCACUGCUGAAGCGCAAGCCAGAGGCAUGGACCAUGCGGGAUGAGGACGACGACGACGAAAACGAAGGCAGUGACGACGAAGCCUCAUCGUCCAACACCACGUACCUGGCUGAGUUUCUGCAUUGGCUUCAAGUUGUCGCGCCAGCAUCGCCUAGCAAAUGCUUUCCAGCUGUGCUUGUAUUUGUAUCGACGAUGCCCGAGUCUGUCAUGCCACGAACAUCCACGGCGAUGGCCUCGCUGAUAGAGCCUAUGAUGGGCUUGGCGUCUAUUCUCUUGCAUGGUCUCACAGAUCCAUUGGCCUGGGACGCCUACGUGUCGAUGGUAGUAGAGUGCCUCACAUGGAUGUCGAUGCGUAUUCUUCGAUCACCUUCUGUGGACGCCGAGUGCGCUGCCGUGACGAUACAGCUGCUUGAAGAGGAGCUGGUGUGGGUAUGGCGCACUCUGCUUCUCUCGCAGGACCUGGAUCUGCCAUUGCGAUUGCGUAAGAAGAGUGCACGAGUCUUGGCUAAAGACAUUCCCAAGCUCAACCACCGAGAGCAUGACAUAUGGCUUUUAGCAACCCUUGCGAAGGCGAUGGAAGAGGACGUGCAGACAAUGGACCUCGAUACCAUUGCACCUGUGGUGCUAGAGUUCCUUACACAUGCGUGGAGCCCUUCCUUGACAGCACCAUGGCGUGAGACCAUAACGAACCUGGUACACACACUUACGGAGCGUCUUGUAGCCACAUGGUCAGAAUCGCAUGUGGAAUGGCUCUCACAGAUGCUGCAGAGCUCCUGGGCGAGUCUUCUUUUGCAAGGACCCUGUGCAGACACACUGCUGGUCUGGGCCACGGACGUUAUCCCUAGUCAUGUCGCAGAAUGGGACAAUGUGCACACCAUCAAAGCAUGGUAUGCCGCAUACCUCUCCCAUGUCGCCGAUACAUCCCCCGUAUGGCAUGCGUUGCUUCGGACCACAACGCACAUGCCUGCAACGUUGCUGCCUAUGGUUUUAGACCUGGCCACGCAAACGCCUCCAGAUGCAGCCACGGCGGAAAUGUGGCACGACUCGUUGAUGGACGAAGUGACGACACAUGCACCCACGUGGCGCUUGCUUCUUGACGCACCGCCCAGUUUGCACAGUGACAAGACAGUGACACGUCUUUUGCAAGCGCUUGCCUUGAAUAUCCAACAAGGCGAUGCUGAUGCACAGACAACUUCGUGGGAUGUGUUGGGUGCGUGGAUCGAGAAAGACCCAGCGCGUAUGGAUCGCCUCGUCUCAGACGAGACGCUGCAUUCUCUCGUUCCAAAGCUAUACACAACGGCAUACUUGGAUGAGACAGAUAUGACAGACCUGGCCGACACUUGGUGGACGCGUCUUGUGCAGAGCGCGCAAGAUCCUUCACCGCUGUACGCGCAAGCCGUGGUGGCAUUGCGAGAGGCACUCGCGCUUGGCACUGUACCUCCGACACAGUUGGUCCGUGCGACACAGCGAUUGCCGCACACCUAUGCGUCACAGGUAGCCCCCUCGCAUGACAUGCUUGCGGAGCUGGUGGACCAUGUAGCGCAAUGUGCCGUGGACCCAGCGUUGCUGAUACAUGACCCUCUUGUGCCGCUGGAAUCCACAGCGCCGCGUGCUUCUCCAGAGGACGUGGCCAAGCUGGUUCGUAUGGUCGAGACGUGCAUUGCGCUUUCGUCGUCACACAUCUCAACCCCCAUGCUGCUGAUGGCAUUGGUGUUGGCAGCCAUCGUGCUGGAAGAUACGCUCCUGUUGAAUGAUGCUCAGGUCGGUGCACCACUUGCCUCUCCCUCCGAGCCUGUUUGGCAAACGACGGUGCAGGCAUCGCUGGUUCGUGUCAUUCAAGCAAGUACACGCAUGCUCUCGACCUUUACUUCGCAUCUCUCCGAGGCGUGGCAUACGCACGCUGUUACCACCCUGACGGAAGGCCAAGCCCCGGACGAUGCUGCGCGUGUCUUGCAGGAGUGCUGGGCGUAUGCUAAAGAAUCAGGUGGCCUGCAGUAUGCGCGUGUAUUUGCACGUCUGCUCGCUGGUAUUCUUAGUCUGAGCUCCGCCUCGGCGCAUGAUGCAGAAGUGUGGGCCAAGACCGCGAAGAGCCAAACCAAGGCGCCCACGCCACUGCUUUGUGCUGUGCUGUAUGCCACGCGUAGCUACGCAUUUGAUACGCCCAGUGUCGAUCGAUGGCGCAACGAGCUGGCUGCACAGCUGAGCAGUGUGUCGCCGGCCUGCGCCAAUACAGAUGGUGUACGGUAUAUGCAAAUGCUGCAAUGCGCAACGGCGCCGCUCGAGUCUGGGAAGCCGAUCGUGCCGACGCAGCGUGCUGUGUUUGCGUUGCAGACAUUGCAGCGAUGGGUCGCGAGUGACGAAGACUUGGAUGAAGGUGUAUUUGUCCAUCUUGCUGCGCUGUGUGCCGAGCUGGCACCUGUUGUGCAGAGUGUGCCUGGUCGACAUCUAGAUAUGAUGCUUGAUGUGGUCGAAGAAAACAUUCAAGCCGUUACGUUGGAACUGCCUACAGGAUGGCCCACGCUGUAUACCACUUUGCGCUUGCUGGAGACGAUGUAUGCGUUGCGUACGCAGGAGCACGUGGCAGACUUGCUACGACAACGGGCUGAUGGCCUGGAAGAGGCGCUGUGUCAUGCGUUCACGUCGGCCUGCAAGUUUGCUGCCGAGUCUACACACGAUAUCAAUGAGCUGCAGCGGGAAUGCUGUGAGCGACUGGUGGCCCUGGUGGAAGAGCAUGUACCAGCGAAGCGUGUAGUGCAAGAAGACCUCACUACCAAGCUGGUGAAGCUAAUGGCGACGCCAACGAGUUACCGCUCGCUGCAAGUGGCCGCGUGGCAUACAUACCGGGAGGCUACAAUGGCUCGUGUCCGAGAUCAAGUUGUGGAGAUGUCGCUGGGCUCGCUGGGCGACAAGGCUUCGACGCCAGCCUUGGAUCCUGUGCUCAUGGCAGCGCUGACGCAUCAAGUGCCUGUGACAGCGGACAUGUGGACCGAUGCGUCGCCAGCGACGCGACAUGCCACGUUUUCAUUCUUGCUGCUGUGGCUCGCGGUGCUGGACCACUUUGUCGAGGCCUCGUUGCCGCUACGUACACUGUAUGCCUCGGCCCUGCAAUCGCAAGCGCUAACAAGCACGGUACUACUGCCCAGUGUCUUUGCGCUUAUGAACGGGCGUCCCCGCGCGCUCGACGGGAUUCCUGCCUUGGACGCCUCCCGCUUUGCGAUGGACGAUGUGCGGAUGGAAGACUUCAAUCCAACCUCGGCGCUAGGUCUGCAAGUACUGGCAUCGCACGUCUACUUCCGCACGCUCGUCCACUUGCCGACGCAGGUACGCGAUUGGUGGCUGAGUAUUCGUGACCGACAAAUGUCGUUGCAAGUCAGCCACUUUACAAGCAAGUUCUGCACGCCAUUGCUUGCGGAGCGUGAGCUGCGUCACUUGCGUGAUCCCGCCGCGUUGGCCCAGCUGCAAGACGAGGCGAUGACCAUCAAGGUCUUGUCGUCGAAUGAGGUGGUGGCUACGUACACGGUCGAUGAGCACCCUAUGGAGAUCGGUACUACCCAUUGCACGGCGUGGAAAUUCGUGACAUCAAGCGAGUAG